GGGAUAAUCAACAAGCUCGAAAAAGCAUGGAGGAAGAAGAACCAUUCGUUGUCGUGUCGGAGAAUCUAGCUGAUCUCGCCCACAGGAUCAAGAGCGAUCUCCCCGUCUCAGCUUCCGUCCACAACAGUAUACUCAUACGCGCGCGAGGUCACGCUGAGGAUAACACUUUCUACACGCUGUCAAAGCACCCGAACGCCCACGUGGUGUUGCGGCUAGACCAGGCCAGAAAAAAUAUUGCACUGCACUGCCGGAAGACUGAGCUCGACCUACUGGCGGAGGCGCUGAAGAAGACGCAGCUUCUAGACUGGCGGUCAAUGCUGAUAUUCUUCCACGUGCCCGACUACAUACAUGAGGUGCUUCAGGAGCUAUCAAAGACUCGGACGGGGAAAGAACUCAUGAAAAAGAAGGCCAUCGCCUUUACGUACCAUCGGGUCACGCCGGAGGAACCUUUGAAGUGCAAAGCAGGCUGGCGGGUCUGCCGUCUGGGGCGAGAAGGCGUGCGUCACAUGCUGGAAACGAGCAAAUACCAAUCGAACUCCCCCGUCGAGCCCAUGCUGCACUUUCUCCGGUCUGCUCCUUCGGCCGGCGUGUACAAGGACCCCGACGCCCAAGCAGACUCGGCCAUCGACGUGGCCAACCUGCCCUUCGGCGACGACCAGGAGAGGCCCAUAGCAUGGAUCACGACCUCGGCAUACGGCAACCUGGGCGUCCUGAUGACGGAGGAGGAGCACCGCGGACGGGGCCUGGGCAGCCUCGUGACCCAGGUGGCCGCGGGGACGAUGGACUCUCAGGGUUAUGUCCCCGUCGUCUACGUUGAUCCAGGCAACGUUCCAUCGCUAGGAAUGUUCUCGAAGUUGGCCGGGUGGGAGGAGGGCCACUGCGUCGCCUGGAUGCAGCACUUCCCGGCCAGGUCGGGUGGGAGACCGCAGUGACAGAGCUCUGGCGCUUAAGGCCAAUUGCCACAACUGUUUUUAACUCAUUGCAGAAAUGUACUUAUAGAAAGCACAUAUUGCCCUUGAUAUGUGUUGCUACAGAAAAUUAACAACGUAAAUAGAUUACACAUUAUACACGCAUCCAUUUAGUUUAGCAGUAUUUUAUGCGCAAAUGACUGCUAGCACUUGUAAGAUAAUGAAAUAAAAUUUACCAUAUUAUUCCUUCCGAAAAGGUUGAAUUAUCUUUCCUAAAUAUAAGAUAACGAGGACCAUCAUUGUAGAAAUUUAGAAUAGAUUUAGGGGAUACAUAAAACUGAAAUUCUCUUGGUCCAAAGCAUAUGUCAAAGUCUCUCCCGUCUUGUCAGUCUGUCUCUAUCUACCU
Molecule: messenger RNA, 1314 nt
Organism: Penaeus chinensis
Lineage: Eukaryota; Metazoa; Arthropoda; Malacostraca; Decapoda; Penaeidae
Exons: 4
Coding region: 27-932 (301 amino acids)
Cellular component (GO): mitochondrion
Molecular function (GO): glycine N-acyltransferase activity
Source: RefSeq, a predicted model, not a curated record